Messenger RNA from Chlorella variabilis, 921 nucleotides. RefSeq lists its product as hypothetical. Gene Ontology annotation, biological process: fatty acid catabolic process. The transcript is spliced from 8 exons. Gene Ontology annotation, molecular function: 2,4-dienoyl-CoA reductase (NADPH) activity. Lineage: Eukaryota; Viridiplantae; Chlorophyta; Trebouxiophyceae; Chlorellales; Chlorellaceae. The record is from RefSeq and is a predicted model, not a curated record. Bases 1 to 921 code for a protein of 306 amino acids.
AUGGAGCCGCAGUCGCCCUUCAAGCCAGGCACCCUGGCCCACAGGGUGGCGCUUGUCACGGGGGGAGGCAGUGGCAUAGGCCUGGAGAUCGCCAGGCAACUGGGCCUGCACGGUGCCAAGGUGGUCAUCUCGGGGCGGCGCGAGGCGGUGCUCCGCGACGCCUGCCAGACGCUUGGCGCCGAGGGCGUGGCCGCCCACUGGGGCGACGUGCGGCGGUACGAGGACUGCGAGCGCAUGGCGGCAGAGGCGGUGGCCCGCUUCGGGCGGCUCGACACGCUGGUCAACUGUGCUGCCGGCAACUUCCUGUCGCCCGCGGAGCAGCUGAGCAGCAACGGCUUCCGCACGGUGCUGGAGAUUGACGCGCUGGGCACCUUCAACGCCAGCCGCGCCGCCUUUGAGGCGCUGAGGGCCAGCGGGGACGCCUGCAUCAUCAACAUCUCCAUGACCCUGCACUACGGCGCCACCUGGUGGCAGGCGCACGCCUCGGCGGCCAAGGCGGCGGUGGAUGCGCUGACGCGCAGCCUGGGGCUGGAGUGGGGACACUACGGCAUACGCACGGCGGGCGUGGCGCCGGGGCCCAUCGAGGGCACCGCAGGCAUGGCCAAGCUGGCCCCCAGCGGCGGCGCGGGCUCCGCGACGGCGGCUGCCAGCAUGUCUGGCGCCAUCCCGCUGGGCCACAUGGGGCGGCGCUGGGACAUCGCCAUGGCCUGCGUGUUCCUGUGCAGCCCCGCCGCGGCGUUCAUCACGGGGCACACCCUGGUGGUGGAUGGGGCGGAGUGGAUGUGCAAGCCGCCGCUGGUGCCCCGUGCGAUGGUCACUCGGGUGAGCCGCGGCGUGGAGGCCAAGAGUCGUGCAGUGGGGCUGGCCGGCGGCGGCGGCGACGGCGGCGGCGGCGGCGGUGCGCCCAAGAGCAGGCUGUGA